AUGGGUACUUCGAACCAGCACCCUAGUGAUCCUGAGGGGCCACCUUCCAGAUGCAGCCGUCUGGGUACCAGCAAGCAGACCAAGUCGGUUCGCAAAGUUCAGAGGAGUUGGCUCUGCACCAAAGCGACCGAAGCGCCGCCGCGCCAAGUGCCCGAGGGACUCCAGCGGAGGCUGCAGGCAGCCAGGGAGCGGCGGGGCGGGGUUUCCUGCCGGCAGGAGCGCCCGGGACCCGCACCUCCACUGGGGGUCUCCAACCGCGCGCGCUGCGCCUGGGGCGCACGGGAAGCGGCGCCUUGGUGGCGCGUCGCACGGUCGUCCCCCUCCGUGCGCUCCGGGAACCCGGGGCAGUCAUCCACCUACCUGCUCUCCCGCUUCCAGCCUCGGGCGCUCGGCGGACUGUCGACCGCUACUUUAUUGUCUCGGCUGCUCACCGCGCAGGACCUGGGGACCCGGCUCUGCGCCAGCUCCGCAACUCCGCUCUACGUAGCGCCUACCCGGGCGGCUGCUUUCUUCCUUCUCCUCUCUGCCCAAGCUCCUGCUCAGCACAUUAGCCGCGCAGCCAGACUCCCGGACUCGCAGGGCAGCCAGCGCCUGCCGCAUCCCCCGACCCGGGGCAGUUAG
This is a messenger RNA of Rangifer tarandus platyrhynchus (Svalbard reindeer), 621 nucleotides long. The record is from the annotation of a GenBank genome assembly. NCBI's taxonomy places the organism in Eukaryota, Metazoa, Chordata, Mammalia, Artiodactyla, Cervidae.